This is a messenger RNA of Cutaneotrichosporon cavernicola, 1722 nucleotides long. RefSeq lists its product as uncharacterized. Bases 1 to 1722 code for a protein of 573 amino acids. The transcript is spliced from 6 exons. Gene Ontology annotation, molecular function: GTP binding; GTPase activity; translation elongation factor activity. The record is from RefSeq and is a predicted model, not a curated record. Gene Ontology annotation, biological process: translational elongation. Lineage: Eukaryota; Fungi; Basidiomycota; Tremellomycetes; Trichosporonales; Trichosporonaceae.
AUGACAACCCUUCGCUCGUUCCAAGCGGAAAUCGAGCACUUCUCACACGAGAAGCAGAAGGCCGCUAUUGUACAGGCGCGUGAAGCGCACCUCGUCGAAGUGGCCAAACACCACAAGAACAAGGACCACACCAAGGACAAGGACAAGGACGAGGCGAACAAGGACGAGGAGCACAAGGAGGAAGUCGAAGACGGCGAGAGGAUAGAAACCCUCCUGGUCGAUGGCGACGAUGAGCGGGCAAAGGCACACCUCGCCAGCGCGUUGUUGCGGGGCCACGGCGAGAUCAUAAUUGCUCUCGAAUCCAACAAUGACCAGAUUACCGGGGCCGCCGAGCGAUUGAGGAGAAUAGCCGACUCGCUCAAAGCCAUUGUCACCGACCUCUACCUCGAAUCCGGGGCGGCAUGCUGGCUCGUUAGGUUGCAGCCCGCCGGCGUGGAGGAAGUGAGCGAGGUACGAGUGGCGGUGGUUGGCAACGUCGAUGCGGGAAAGAGUACCACUCUCGGAGUGCUGACUCGUGGCGGACUCGAUGAUGGGCGUGGACGGGCGCGAUUGGCUUUAUUCCGCCACCCGCACGAGGUCGAGACCGGCCGAACUAGCUCUGUGGGAGGCGAGAUUUUAGGCUUUACCGCUACCGGUGACCCUAUCUUCCCCACCGGGCAUGCGCCCGUCGACGCUACCUCUGCCAAGCGCGAGAAGUUAAGCUGGGAGGAGAUUUGCAAGCGCGCCGCAAAGGUUGCGUCGUUUAUUGAUCUUGCGGGACACGAACGAUACUUCAAGACUACGCUUUAUGGGUUGAGCGGGUGUGCGCCCGACUAUGUCAUGCUCAUGGUUGGCGGGAAUGCCGGGUUAAUCGGCAUGUCAAAGGAGCACCUUGGUGUUGCGCUCGCCCUCAACGUCCCCAUCGCCGUGUGUGUGACCAAGAUUGAUAUGACGCCACCAAACAUCCUCGAGCAGACGGUCAACAUGCUCGUCAAGGUACUCAAGAGUCCCGGGUGUCGCCGAGUGCCCGUCUUCGUCGAGACCAAGCGCCAGGCCGUCGAUUGCGCGCGUAAUCUCUCCAAGCCCCUCACCCAGGGCGGAAAAUCCGACUACAGGCUCUGCCCGAUCUUCAUGGUGUCGAAUGUGACAGGCCACAACCUGCCCAACCUGCGUACGUUCCUCAACUGCCUCCCCAGCUCGCAGAUGGACGACAAGUACGUUGUGGACGCGCCGCUCGAAUUCCACAUCUCGGACGUCUUCAGUGUUCCCUUUGUGGGCACGGUCGUCUCGGGCGUCGUAACUGCCGGAGUGGUCCGUGCGAACGAUGCCGUCCUCCUCGGUCCCGACAGCUUAGGUCACUUUAUCCCAACAACAGUCAAGACGAUUGAGCGCAAGCGUGCUCGGGUAGACAGUGCCGAGGCUGGCCAGAGCGUUGCCGAAUACGUCGCCCCCAACGAGACGCCGCCUAAAGCGGUCAUGCGGUUCGAGGGCAUGGUCAUGGUCCUGCACCACAGCAGCACGAUCCAGCCGAAAUACACUGCCAUGCUGCACUGCGGGGCGAUUCGGCAGGCUGUACGGAUUGUGAGCCUCGACCACCCCAGCGGACUGAUUCGCACGGGCGAUAGGAGCAAGGUCGUAUUCGAGUUCCUCGGACACGCAGAAUACAUCAAGGAGGGCCAGCUUAUUUUGCUCCGCGAAGCCAAGACCAAGGUCUUAGGGGUUGUGACUAGGGUGCUGCCCUAG